Tuber aestivum (summer truffle) is the source of this 1243-nucleotide messenger RNA. The record is from the annotation of a GenBank genome assembly. Lineage: Eukaryota; Fungi; Ascomycota; Pezizomycetes; Pezizales; Tuberaceae.
UCCAUUGGUGAGACCGGCCAUCAGGCAAAUGGGUCUACGAGUACUGGGGAAGUUCCCAAGGUUGGCUCCGCAUCCCGAUUCGCACCCUUCACAUCCUCAUCUCGACCACCCAAUUACGAGGGUCACGUUCCGCUCAGUUUUCUUGAGAGAGGAUUGUCAUCGUGGUGGGUUUGGCAGUGAUGUCGCUAUUGAACGCCCGACGAGGAGGUAUUUUCUUUUACUUUUUCAGUUCAGCCUAUAUCCCGAACUACGAUAGUUGUUUUGUUCUUUAUGUAUGCGGCAUGAACCACCACCCCUACCGGGAGUGCUAAUAUAUAAGUAGACUUGAUCGCAGCUCUCGUGGAAGCCACGGUGACGCCAUACCUAAUACACAGGCUCCGGGAUGCUAUGCUAUCCUCCUCUACCGGCCGGAGGAUUCUCAAGGAUCGCGCAAGGAUUAAUUCCACUACGGUGAGCUUGGAGUGGCUACGGAAUUUACCGGACGUUACCAUGGGCAGGGAAUAUGCAGCGUAUCUAGAUAGGGAGAGCGUCUCCCUAGAUACCGGAUCUCUGGUAUAUUGCUCUCCCCACAUAAAUGCACUAAGGAUCUCUAAAUGUAUCGUUGGACAUCUUGCUAUAUUCGAAUCAACAGAGUUUUGACUAUCGUUGGGAGAAGUACAGCCGGACUAGAGUCUUGCGACCUACGUAGGGGGGGAGAAUAUCGGGAAUGGAUUGCUAACGAGAAGCGGGUACGAUGUGUUGAUGAUCCUGAAUGAGCCUAUGUUAUGCAGAGAUACCGGGAGUGUCACAACUUCUAUCACGCUCUUACAGGGCUACCUGUCAUAGCUGAGGGAGAGGUUGUUUUGAAGGCUUGUGAAUUUGCAAAUACACUUCUUCCCAGGACUGGUCUAAGUAUGUUUGUGGUUGUGGGGCUGGGGCCGGGGGAGGGGGGGGAGGGUCCUAACCAGGUGCUUUCCUUGCGCUAUCAGAAAUGGAUUGCAGGCCAAGGAAGUGAUCAACAUCUAUUGGGAAGAGGAGUUGGAGACUGAUGUGAAGCAGCCGAGGAAGAGAAUCGGCUUGCAGAAGUCUCCAGAGUAAGCCUUACGAUAUUUGAACAUUGGAAUCGGCGCUAAUAAGACGCAUUCCCCACUGUAGUCUGCGAGAGAUCAGAGCAGAACUGAGGGCUCGGAGAAAGGCCGACAAGGCCGCAAGGGAGUGCGUGCGACAUUGGAGUGCUGCUUUUACUAUUGCCACCACCUCAUAA